AAUUUUUUUUUUCUGGAGUUAGUUUCAAAAACUCUCUUAUAUUUUGUUAUAGAUUUUGAAAGUUUAAUUUGCUUAUAUUUUUUACGCCAGAGAUAGUUUUACAUCUUAACAAUAUAUUUUGUAUUUUAAACUUGUGCGUAAACAUGACUAGAGGCGCAAAGAAAGUUAAAUCGGCGGUCCUAACACCGACACAGGAAAAAUUGGCAAUUAUCGGAAAGGCGGAAUUUGGCGGCGUCAAGCAGCCACAAAAACGUGCAAAAGUCGGUCGCGGACAGCACAAGCGCGCGGCACGCGCAGUGCGUAAAGCAAUAAAACGUCCCGGUGCCCGUCGCGGUGCUCGUCGCGGUGCUGUUCGUGGCCGAGCAAAUAAGGUGGCGUCUACAGGUAAAAGCAAACGACCAAGAAAACCGCUAAGGCGUCAAGGAAAGCGGAAGAGGACUCGCCGCCGUAUUGUUAAGCGCCGUGCAUCUCCGGUACGUAAAGGAGGUAAGCGAAAAGGAAUGAAUAAGAAUAAGCGGGUUCGCGCCCGUGUUCGAAUACCAAGCGAUACCGACAGUGACAUACGGAUGCCGGAGGUGGCACAGCCUAUAGUGGAUAUACCUCCACCAAAUUUUUUGAUUAGAUUUUGGCAACCAUUUACUUUUUUGGCAGCAUUAACUACUUAUUGGAUUUAUAAUGUUUAGGACAUAAAUUAAUCAAAAUUUAAAAUUUAAAAUUCAAAAUUCG
Teleopsis dalmanni is the source of this 726-nucleotide messenger RNA. RefSeq lists its product as uncharacterized. NCBI's taxonomy places the organism in Eukaryota, Metazoa, Arthropoda, Insecta, Diptera, Diopsidae. The coding region runs from base 144 to 683 and encodes 179 amino acids. The record is from RefSeq and is a predicted model, not a curated record. The transcript has 3 exons.